UUGCGUUACAUUAUUUUUUAUAUUUAAAGUUCGAAUUGACGAAUUUCGAAAAACCACUAUUAAUAGAUAUCUAAUUACAAGGCGUCUAUUAAUUAUAGUUGUUAAAAAUUUCCUAACCAACCAGAAAAAGGAAAUUAAUGAUUUAUGUUAUAUAUAAAGGACACAUCCUCACGGUAACUCAUAAGAAUAAUCUUAUUAAUAGUAAAUGUACUGAUCUCUCUGAUAUACCAUGAUGCAUUUUGGACUAACUCAACGUGAACUACUUCAGUAUACACAGACUACACAGCCGAAUGUUUUGAAACCUGGAGUCAUAGAUGAAGUAGUGAACGUGUUAUUGAAACACUAUAAAAAAUGUGAAGAUGAACGAAUCCACAGUUUAGCUGAAAUCGAACGUAAACGUAUGCUAAAUCUGGAAGCAGAAACUGAACUAAAACAGAUACAUUUGUGUUUAAAGAGAGAACCUAAAUGUCAGACUAAGAAACUGACCAGGAAAACUAUAAAACCAUCCAUAGAUUGGAUGGAAACCCAGAAACCCGGGAUGCAUCCCCCACCCGAUUCAAACAAAUGCAAAAAAAUAAAAGAUGAUGAUCUAUUAGCUAAGGCAGAAAACGAUAUUUACAACCAAACAGUUAAUGAUCCAAAAAACAGAUAUACUGAUGUAAACCAUUCAAAUCGGCUAAAAGAAUUAGAUCCAGAUGCAUGCUUACAUUUACCUCUUGGUUUGGUAAGAAAUCCUACUCCAAGAACAAAGAAGUUUUUAUCAUCCGAGACCAAUGAAUCGCUUUAUGCUACGGCAAAUCAAAUGGUUUAUUCAUCAUCUGAUGAUCAAGCACAGAAACGCUGACAAGGAAAGGGAGCAACAAUUUAAUUCAGUUGUUAGAAUAUUGUUUAAUGAAUAUUUUUCUAAAGAAAACAAUAAAUAUUUACAAGAACCGUUU
Messenger RNA from Schistosoma margrebowiei, 938 nucleotides. Lineage: Eukaryota; Metazoa; Platyhelminthes; Trematoda; Strigeidida; Schistosomatidae. The record is from the annotation of a GenBank genome assembly.